CUUAAUAUAAACAUAAAUAAAUUAAUGUUACACAACGAUAUAUGGUGAGGGUUAUUACUAUCUUCUUCCUCUCAAAACACAUCUCCUAACCUUAAGCUUUAGACAUGACCAAAACAUUUUUCUCCUUCUCCUUCUUCUUCACCAGCUCUCUUCUCCUUCUCCUCGCGGCAACUUCCGCAACCGCAUCUACAGGGAAUGUUACUAGUGGGUUGAGAUAUGACGGAUGUGCUCCUGGAGACACCGUUGGAGAAUGUAUAACCGCAACGGUUGAGGAGGAGGAUGAGGAAGGAGUUGAGGCGGUAGUCCGGCGGAUUCUACAACAAAGAAAGUACUUAAGCUACAAAACUUUGCAGAAGCAGCCAACUUGUGAUGGUAGAAUUGCUGGUAAUUGCAUAGGGACUGUUAAUCCAAAAGGUGCAACUUGUACUUACUACCAGAGAUGCAAACGUGCCGCAUAGUUAUUUAUCUUCGUGUCUUUUUUAUAAUUGUAAUUAUGUUGCCUUUUUCUUCUUAAUUAUGUGUGUUUUAUUAAAAUGUAAAAGAUUUUUUGAUUAAAAUGUAAAAGAAUUUAAAGUAAUAAUAAGAAAGUUGGGUAGGUUAAAA
Molecule: messenger RNA, 603 nt
Organism: Arabidopsis thaliana (thale cress)
Lineage: Eukaryota; Viridiplantae; Streptophyta; Magnoliopsida; Brassicales; Brassicaceae
Gene: RALFL27
Product: ralf-like 27
Exons: 1
Coding region: 105-458 (117 amino acids)
Cellular component (GO): extracellular region
Source: RefSeq, marked reviewed